AUGAAGGAAGAAGACUUCCUCGCCUCCAUUGCGGACCUGACCGGCAGAGUUGCAAUCGUUACCGGAGGCGCAAAUGGCAUCGGCCUCGAGACAGCCAUCUACCUAGCUUCCAAAGGCGCGACAGUCUACAUAGCCUCGCGCAGCAGCGAAAGCACGCAAGCCGGCGUCGCCGAAGCGCGCAAGCGACUGACACUGCUGGACAAGAACGCACUUGACGGUAAUAUCUACGAUGAAGAACAAAGAAUCAGAUUCCAUGAGCUUGAUCUCAGCUCGAUGCAAGACGCAUGGAAGUCUGCUCAGGAAUUCAAGAAGACAGAAAAAAGACUGGACAUUUUAGUCUGCAACGCAGGUGUCUCGAUGACGACGAUGCAGAAACUGUCCCCAGACGGGUUUGAUACGAUGUUUGCGGUGAAUCAUUUGGGUCAUUUUGCAUUUAUGAUGGGGCUAUUAGAUCUGAUCGCUCGCACCGCAGAAACAACUCAAGAUGGGCGCAUUGUCUUCACAAACUCAAAUGCAUACAAAAAGGCUGCCACCAAGCUAGACUACGACAAGCUAUCAACGCCCAUUCCGAAUGAUGGGCAGACACUGAAAGAUAUCGCAGAUGCAUUUACGCGUUACGCCGCAUCCAAGCUAGCAGCGGUAUAUUCGGUACUCGAGUUCUCCACUCGUCUACGCCAGAAUUGUAACGUAAAUCAUGUCUACGUAAACAGCUGUCACCCGGGGAAUGCCAUUGGCACUACAUUGGGCACUGGCCAUCAAGCAGCCGUCAACCCAACGGCGGAGCGCAUGAUCCGCUCGGCUUUGGAUGUCGCAAUUGGGAAUUCCACGCUUGAUUCUGCGAAGACGCAGGUUUACCUGGCUGGCAGCAAACUUGUGAAAGAACAAGGUACACAUGCACAGUUCUGGUCGCCUAUUUUUUCGGUCUUGAGGUCAUACAAGGGAUGCGCGCCAGAGGAAUAUACGGCCUUGGGGAAAGAUGAGAAGGAGCGGGAGACGUUGUGGAACAUCACGGUUGAGGCUCUCAGGAAAGCGGUCGGCGAGGAAGAAAUUGAUUCGGUGGAAACUUGCAAUCCCUCGUCAUUCACGAUGAUCUGCCAACGCUGUCGUACUCACCUUCUCUCCCGAAUCCAAGUUCAGCACCACACCAUUCGCACCCCUUCAUCAUGCGUGUCCUCCGCUCUUUUCAAGACCCAAUCUCGAUGCGCGAGUACAGACACGCCUAAUACUCCCGCCAUGUCCUCUCCCCCAGCUCCCCGACAGCCCGGUGCCGGAGAUGUCUCCUUCCCAUCUGCCAUAUCGUCAGCCACGCCGGGCGUCUCCCAACCUUUGAGCACACCUACAGAUGGCGUCCCGCAGCCUCCCAAGUGGGUUAACCCCGGCAAGGCCGGUGCGGCUGCUGAAGCAGCUGCUGUUGCUCACGAACCCAGCAGCCUUGUCGCGGGAAGCGUGAUGAAAGGCCUCAAUUAUAUCAAGAACAAGCCGGAGGUUGUUGCAUUGGAAGAUCAUGAAUAUCCAGAUUGGCUGUGGGGUUUACUCGAUGGAGCUUCGAAGAAGAGCAAUGAAUCCGGUGGUGUUGAUGUUAGCUCUCUCAACAAGAAACAACGAAAGCGCCACGAAAAGAAAAUGGCUGCACUGGCAGCGUCCCAGCCCCGCAAAAUUCCACUGCACGAGCAAUCUACGGAUAUCACGCCUGCCGACUACAAUGCUCAACAGGGCGGAGCCCAGGACAUUAUCGCCCAAGCUGCGGCUGGCCUGGAUAAGACAGAGAAGAUUACGAAGAGCGCCAGGGAGGCGAGAAGGAAAGGUAUACGCGAGUCCAACUUCUUGCGUGGAUUGUAA
Messenger RNA from Talaromyces atroroseus, 1839 nucleotides. RefSeq lists its product as hypothetical. The coding region runs from base 1 to 1839 and encodes 612 amino acids. The transcript has 5 exons. NCBI's taxonomy places the organism in Eukaryota, Fungi, Ascomycota, Eurotiomycetes, Eurotiales, Trichocomaceae. The record is from RefSeq and is a predicted model, not a curated record.